This is a messenger RNA of Penaeus monodon (black tiger shrimp), 1340 nucleotides long. RefSeq names its product collagen alpha-5(IV) chain-like. The record is from RefSeq and is a predicted model, not a curated record. Lineage: Eukaryota; Metazoa; Arthropoda; Malacostraca; Decapoda; Penaeidae. The transcript is spliced from 5 exons. The annotation marks the transcript as partial.
UUUACGAUGUGAUGCAGAACUCAACAAAUGUCACUCUCAAAGAUCUUAACAAAGUUUAUUUUGGACAGACAGACUGCUACACGAAAACCUCGUCCCCCACACGGGGGGACGGCCAAUCGGAUGACCUGGGACCGCCCACUUUGACCGUGUAUACAUCGCGGGAAGGGCCAGUGUAUUUUCGGGAAGGUCCCCCAGGGCUUCUCCGGGGGCCCUGGCAGGCAGCUCCUCCGGGGUUCCUCGGGGGGGCAGCUCCCCCGGGGGGUUUUCGGCAGGCAGCUCCUCCGGGUGUCCUCGGGGGGCGCUCCCCCGGGGUGUCCUCGGCAGCAGCUCCUCCGGGGUUCCUCGGCGGGAGCUCCUCCGCGUGUUCCGGCGGCAGUCCUCCGGCGGUUUUCGGGAGGCAGCUCCUCCGACAAGCCUCGGCAGGCACCCCCCGGCAUACCCGGCAGGCGGGUCCUCCGGGCAAUCCUCGGCAGGCCUCCUCCGGCUGUCCCCCGGAGCCCCGCUCCUCCGGCUUUCCUCGGCAGGCGCUCCCCCGGCAUGUUCGGCAGGCAGCUCCUCCGGCAUGUCCUCGGAGGCAGCUCCCCGGCUGUCCCGGCAGGCACCUCCGGCAUGCCCCCGGGAGGCAGCUCCCCCCGGGAUCUCCCGGCAGGAGCUCCCCGGGAAAUCCCCGCAGGCAGCUCCUCCGGGGGUCCUUCGGCAGGGAGCUCCUCCCGGGAAAAUCCCCCGGCAGGCAGGUCCUCCGGCAUGUCCUCCCCAGGCAGCUCCUCCGGCAUGUCCCGGGGCACUCCCCCGGCAUGUCCCCGGGAGGCAGUCCUCCCAAGUCCCCGGCGGGGCUCCUCCGGCAGGGCUUCGGCAGGCAGCUCCUCCGGGAAAUCCUCGGCAGGGGCCCUCCGGCGUCCCGGGAGGCACUCCCCGGCAUGUCCCCGGCAGGCACCCCCCGGCAAAUCCUCGGGAGCAGCUCCCCCGGCAUAUCCCGGCAGGCAGCUCCUCCGGCAGUCCCCUUGCCCACCAGCCCCUUGGGCGGGCAUCCCCCGCGAACCCCCGUCUUCGGGGGGUGUCUAUCCCCACCAGUUUCUUCUCCUGCGCGUCCUCGGGAGGCAUUUCUCCCGGCGUCCCCGGGGGCAGUUUUCCUGCGCGUCCUGGGCAGGCAGUUCCCCUGGCCCUCCUGGGCAGGUUCCCCCCGCGACGGGUCCUUUGGGGAGACGGGAAGCGUCCAGGUCGACUCCGGUCAUCGCUCUUUGGCCAGCUUUUUACUCCCGGGCUUGAGUUUCCCGGCGACGUGCUCCCCGCGUAAGGAGGCCAACAAAGGGCCCAAAAACGAGGACCCAGUUCCCCCAUAG